AUGACGAGCGGCCAGUCUACUGUACGCCUAACGCGUUCUCUAGCCAAGUCUAUGGAAUUGGAGAACUAUGUAUCUCCUGCAAAGAAAACAAGAAUGCAAGACGUCAUCCCCCCACCUACACCCGACUCGAAGGUGAUUGUUCUUGAUGCUGAACCAGGGCUGGACCAUUAUGAGCUAGGUGUGCAAAACAAACCCCUCACGCCUCCACAAAAAUUGUCAAUGAAGGGUACCACAAGGUUUGAGCUCCCUACAGCCGUCAACUACAGUGACGAAGAAGUGAGUUUUGCUCACUAUAUAUUUGCAGAAGACCUUCCUCCUGAUGAAGCUUUGGUCAAAACAAUGAUGAAAUCAUAUACCAGGCAGACAUUAUGGAGCUUAUGCCCCGAGUCAAGCGUUGAUGCUGAUGUCAUUACAGCGUUAGCAUGCCACUUGACCUUGGACGAAGUUAAAAGAGAUACUGGUCGUGGAAGAGGAGUGUGCUUUCUGCCUACGGAAUUGCAUGAUAUGGUCGUUAAUUAUGGCAUGACAUCUGCAAAGGUAUUAGAGUUAUAUGAUACAAAAUUCCUAUCAAAAGCUCAUAACUGUAGAAAGGUUUGUCUUCCCAUGAAAGAUAUGAUGAAUGAUGAAGGCAUCCACUGGUAUUUAGCUAUAAUUUUGAUGGACCAGAAACAAAUUGAAUUUCUGAACGACUUGUUCGAUGCCUUACACAAGGAAGUUCAAUCAACAUGUGUACCACCACAGAUUAAGGAGUUUUCUUUGACCACUCCUGAAGUUCCUACACAACGACACAAGAAUGAUAGUGGGAUCUGGGUUUCUUCCCAAGAGAGGAAAGCAGGUUCCCAGAAGAGGCUAAUUCAGGAAAGCAGCUUCCCAGAAGAGGCGAAUUCAGGGCUCAAGGAUAUCUAG
Messenger RNA from Linum trigynum, 906 nucleotides. The record is from the annotation of a GenBank genome assembly. NCBI's taxonomy places the organism in Eukaryota, Viridiplantae, Streptophyta, Magnoliopsida, Malpighiales, Linaceae.